Pseudomassariella vexata is the source of this 2433-nucleotide messenger RNA. RefSeq lists its product as uncharacterized. Lineage: Eukaryota; Fungi; Ascomycota; Sordariomycetes; Amphisphaeriales; Pseudomassariaceae. Gene Ontology annotation, cellular component: U1 snRNP; U2-type prespliceosome. Bases 1 to 2433 code for a protein of 810 amino acids. The record is from RefSeq and is a predicted model, not a curated record. The transcript has 6 exons. Gene Ontology annotation, molecular function: protein binding; RNA binding. Gene Ontology annotation, biological process: mRNA cis splicing, via spliceosome.
AUGAAUGGGGCCAAUGGCCAUUAUGGCCAGCCAAAUCCAUGGCAAGAGCACAAGACCCCCGAUGGUCGCGCCUAUUACUACAAUUCAAUCACCAAGGUCACACAAUGGACCAAGCCCGAGGAUAUGAUGACGCCCGCUGAGCGCGCGCUCGCCAAUCAGCCAUGGAAGGAGUACACUGCCGAGGGCGGUCGCAAGUACUGGUACAAUACCGAAACGAAGCAAAGCUCUUGGGAAAUGCCCGAAGCCUAUAAGAGGGCUCUGGGUCACGAUAGUGCCCCGCCGACUCCCGCUGCUGCGCCCCCCUUUGCUUCCGGUGGUGGGUAUUCGAAUCAGGGAUAUGAUGAUCGUCGUGACUCUCGAGAUGCCUAUCCGGAAUCUCGACAAUUAACCUAUGGCAGUGAUCCUAGCGUCCGGGCAUUUGUCCCUGCCAGCAACGAGCCCGAAUACGCCACUGCUGAAGAGGCCGAGGCCGCUUUCAUGAAACUGCUUAAACGCAGCGGUGUCCAGCCCGACUGGUCCUGGGAGCAGGCCAUGAAGGCUACCAUCAAGGAUCCACAGUAUCGCGCUAUCAAAGACCCCAAGGAUCGAAAGGCUGCCUUUGAGAGAUAUUGUCAUGACAUGAUCAUCCAAGAUAAGGAGAAAGCCAAGGAAAGACUAGCGAAGUUGCGUGCUGACUUUGGCACCAUGCUGAAGAGCCAUCCUGAGAUCAAGCAUUACACACGGUGGAAGACAGCUCGACCAAUUAUCGCUGGUGAGACCAUCUUCCGCUCCACUAACAAUGACGAUGAACGGCAUCAGCUGUUCGAGGACUACAUCCUGGAUCUCAAGAAGGCACACAUAGAGAACCAGGCCACAAUGCGAAAGAGCGCCAUCGAUGGGUUGCUCGAGCUGCUGCCAAAGCUCAACUUGGAGCCCUAUACACGCUGGGCUGAAGCUCAAGGUAUUCUCAAGUCAACCGCCCCCUUCCAGAAUGAGGAGAAGUACAAAACCCUUAACGAUUUUGAUAUUCUCACUGCUUUCCAAACUCACAUCAAGACCUUGGAACGUAACUUCAACGAGGCCAAGCAGAUUGAGAAGAAUCGCAAGUUCCGAAUUGCACGAAAGCGUCGCGAUGCGUUCGUGGGACUACUCCAAGAACUGCGAAGAGCCGGCAAGAUCAAGGCCGGCACCAAGUGGGGCCAGAUUUUCCCUCUGAUUGAGAACGACGAGCGCUUCCUGCAAGUACUGGGCCAGGAAGGUUCCCCUCCUCUUGAGCUCUUCUGGGACAUCGUGGAAGAAGAGGAGCGUGCGCUUCGUAGCACCAGAAACGAAGUCUUUGAUGUGAUGGACGACAAUCGCUUUGAGUUGACCCCCAAAACCACCUUCGAGGAGUUCCUAUCUGUCAUGAAGAAUGAUAGACGAACUGCUAACAUUGAACGUGAUAUUCUCACGCUGCUAUUUGAGCGGGUAAAAAAGAAGACGAAACGUGCUGAUGAAGCGGACAAACAAACCGAGCGCCAGCAACGUAGAGCUUUUGAUGACUUACGCUCUCAUAUCAAACAUUUGGAUCCUCCCGUCUUGGCUGAUGACACGUGGGAAAAAGUACGACCCAGGCUUGUGCGAGCCCCUGAGUUCCAAGCGGUCACGUCUGAGGAGUCCCGACGAGCCGCCUUCGAAAAAGUACUUCGACGCGUUCGGGACCGCGAGGAGGAAGACAGGGAGCGUCCCAAACGUCGGGAACGAUCCCCUGAUCGUGGUACGUACCGUGACAGAGAGAGAGAUAGAGGGGACCGAUCUCAUCGCAGCGACCGAGCUCGACCUUCUCGUCACAGCCGCAGCCCCGAGCCUGAUGCUUACGAAGCAGACCGCCGCAAGGCGAUUGCUGAGCGGGAGAAGAACUAUCGUAAGUCGAGCAUGGCUGAGAGUUUGUUAUCUGACCGUCGGACCUCCGACACCUACCGCGAUCGUGACGUCCGUGACGUGCGAGACCGCGACCGCGAGCGUGGUGAUCGUGAAAAAGAGCGGGACCGUGAUCGCGAUCGCGAACGAGACGUUCGGGACGUCCGCGAUGUUCGGGAGAGGGACCGAGACUACGUUCCCCGGUCCCGGCGUGAUGAACCGCCUAGUCACUAUGAUCGUGAAAGAAGAGACCGCGAAGAAGAGCGCGAACGAUUGUAUCGCCGCCGAGUAGAAAGGGCACCAGUUGAUGAGCUACCUUAUGGUGAUGACCGGCCGACUUCUUCCCGCCGCCGCAGAGCGGAUGAUGACGAAGGUUAUGACCGUCGCGAUUCAAGAGAUUCAAAGAGACUUAAGAGAGAGAGAACCCCACGUGAGCGCUCCCCACCUCGUGAUGGCCAUCAGAAAACUAGGACCCCGCCGGCAGUCCAGCCACCUUCCAAGAAAGAUGCUGGUGUGCACUCUGGCAGCGAGGAGGGCGAGAUCGAGGAAGAUUAG